Ceraceosorus guamensis is the source of this 3170-nucleotide messenger RNA. RefSeq lists its product as hypothetical. Lineage: Eukaryota; Fungi; Basidiomycota; Exobasidiomycetes; Ceraceosorales; Ceraceosoraceae. The coding region runs from base 189 to 2783 and encodes 864 amino acids. Gene Ontology annotation, cellular component: membrane. Gene Ontology annotation, biological process: intracellular calcium ion homeostasis; calcium ion transmembrane transport. The record is from RefSeq and is a predicted model, not a curated record. The transcript has 8 exons. Gene Ontology annotation, molecular function: calcium channel activity; calcium ion binding.
CUCUCUCUGUGUGCCCUGGAAGGUUGACCUUUACCCCGCUCUUGAUGGUGCUUCGUUGAUUGCAAGUCGCCACCACGCUCAACCUUAAUCUGAGUCACGAGUCUCGACGCUCCAAUCUACGCCUGUAUGAGUCUCGGCGGGGAGUUCAUGUCGGCUCCAUCUCCAAUCCUCUCAGUGCUCCGACCACCAUGGCUUCCAUCCCUCGCCACUCUCUGAGGUACGAAGAAUUCGCCGCCUCUGACAUGGACACAGACACCUUGACAUCGAGAUUUCGCAUUAGUCCUUCCGCAGAAGCUGAGGCUGAGGAUCAAGCUACGCCCAAGGAUCACACUCGUGAUGACCAUGCUGCUCGCUGUAGGGCGACCACUAGCGCUUUGACGCUGGAUGAGGACGAAUUUGACAUUGAGAAGGAGAAGCAACCCUGGGUCAGCGGGUCAGGCCAGCCUCGUGAAGCGGAGCGCCGACAAAAGUACUACGCCAGCGAGACUUACUCGCCCAAUUCCUAUCCACCGCACCCAACCGCUCAGGGGCGGCACAGCGACAGCGAGCAGUGGAGCUACGGUGGGGCUGGCAAUUAUUCGCCAGGCCGAGCACCUGUGCGCGGCAGCAAGUUGGACGUCGAGAAUGAUGCUGGUGCAAAUGGCAAGAGUGAGGCAGGCUGGGGCUUUCGAAUGCCAUGGCAUGGCAAGGGCUAUGCAGCUCCGCCUGGUGACGACUUCAAGGAUGACAGCAGCGGCUCACGGUCGGAUGGGCGUCUAAUUGCGCGUCUCGCAUCGCACUUGGGCAAGAUAGGCUUCACCUUGCUGAUCACUGCCUUGCUCUGGAUACCUGGACUGGUCGCUCUCCUCAUAUAUGGCGCGAGACCCUCGAACGGCUUCGCGCAACCGCAAGUGUGGAGCGUCGGCAUAUUUUGGUGGAGCAUCUGGCUGUCUUGCUCCUUCUUGGCUACAUUCGUAUGCCACGUCGUAGCCAGCAUCGUGCCGCGCUUCUUUUUGAGCUUGCUUGGCGGUGUUCAAGCGAUCAAGACCCCGGCAGCAUACUUGCUCGCCGUCAAGAGGUAUGCUGCAGCGUUCCUUUGGACGCUCUUCGUCUGGAUUGCUUGGCUGGUCAUCAUAGUCACCCAUUUCAACGACCCUUCACAAAAGUCCGUGAUCCAGCAGGGAGAGACAGCAGUCGAGUCGAGCUCGUCAGACGUCAGCAGUACUGCCAACCUCAUCGUUACCAUCGGCCGUUUCUUCUUUGGCCUCGCUCUGUGCAGUGCCAUUCUACUGGUGGAAAAGUUUGCAGUGCAAUGGAUCGCGUAUCGUUUCCACCGAGUGCAAUACGAGUUCCGUAUUUCAGUGGAAUCUCAGCAUGUUGACGUUCUGGCCGCGCUAUAUGCCAAAGCGCGGCCUAACUAUCCGGGUCUGACGCUCAAAGCUGAGCGCGCUUACUCCGGUAAUUCGUUGGGUUCUGGUGCGGUGCCAGAGCUGGCGGCCUUCGGCACAGCAAGCAGCAGGUUGAAGAGCCAAAGGAUGCGGGCCACAGGCCCAAGCGCUAGCAUUCUUGGCACGGCUGCUUCCUCAAUGAACCCAAGUGUCAUGCUUCCCUUUGGUCCAAGAGCCAUUGUUCUGAGAUCACUCGACUCCGAAAGCGAGACAAGGAAGCUGGCGAAGCGCAUAUAUGCAACCUUUGCUUCGAAGUCUGCUAGCGGUGACGCAUCGUCCAUUGGCUUAGAAGACAUCGCGGAUUGCUUUCCAAAUGCUCACAGAGCUACUCAAGCGAUGGAGCUGCUCGAUGCGGACGGCAAUGGGAGUGUGACCGCUUCUGAGCUUGAGCAGGGCUGUAUUGCGAUCAGGAAGGAACGCAUGUCUUUGAUGGCAAGCAUGCAUGACGUGGACAGCGCAGUAGCAGCACUCGACGGAGUCUUCAUGUCUUUCUACAUGUUGAUAUCCCUGUCCAUCAUUGCAGCCUUGCUCUCGGUCAAGUUCAGGACUGCUGCGCUGUCGAUGGGUGCUGUACUUCUUGGUCUGAGCUGGCUCAUUGGCGCCAGUGCUCAAGAAGCUCUGGCCGCGAUCUUGUUCGUGUUCGUAAAGCAUCCAAUCGACGUUGGCGACAAUAUUGAGAUUCCUGGGCUUCUGACUGAGAGCGAGAAGAAUGUGACUCUCGCCGUACACGAGCUACAGCUUCUCUCGACAGUAUUCGAAACGACAACGGGCAAGCUGCUACAAGUCCCCAAUGCCAUCCUCGCAACGAAAGUCAUUGUCAACUUUAAUAGAUCGGGACCCAUCGAUGAGCAGGUGUCCAUCACUGUCGACUACACCACUGAACUCUCAGCGAUCGAAGAAUUGCGCCAAGACAUGCUUAGGUGGAUCGAUUCGCGCGCUAGGGAUUACCGCCCAGGGCUUGAUAUCCACAUUCAAGAUCUGGGUGAUCAAUCCAAGCUUGUACUGCAAGCGUCCAUCAGGCACAAGUCCAACUGGGCAGACGCAAGCUUGCGCGCCGAAAGGAAGAACAUCUGGCUGUGUGCCUUCAGGCACUUCAUGCAGCUUCGCAAGAUCUACGGGCCUUCGGGCGAUCCUCAUUCAGUGCCCAUCAGACGAGUGGCUAUGGUCGAUGCGCCCAAAGCCCAGACGCCACCACUAGCGCAUGCGCCGAAAAAGCCCGAGGAGUACACGUUGCUGGAUUCGCGCACUCAAGCGAGUGAAGCCGAGCAUGCUGCCGCAGCCGACGUCAAAGGCUAUAGCACAUCCCUAAGUCAAGCUCCCGCUCACGAUCAACGCCAGCGAACACCGCGACGCUGAGUGUCAGCUCCAGCAUUGUUAGGCUUGCGCUACAUGAGGCCCCUCGACUCUCUACACCGAGCUCCGUUCGACCUCGAUCGCGCGUAUCGCGUCAGCCUCUGCUCACCAGUCCCGUUCCCAAGUCGUACCCAUUCAGCUGCACUUAUGACUUGCCAUUCUUGACCCUUUGACGCUCUUCCAUACCCAAGCCCGCACGUCACGAACUGAGACGACACGAAUACAUACUCUGGCUGGCAUGCCUAUCGAUCAGACCUCGUGGGUUGCAUUGACGCAUUGCCUAGCUUCUACUUGCAAAGGGAUGGACGUAGAUGCGAGCAAGAGAGCAAGCGAUUGGUGACGCAAGCCUCCAUGUUGGAACCGCGACUGCGCCCGCCUGGCUGACAUCCU